Anthonomus grandis grandis is the source of this 1660-nucleotide messenger RNA. Its product is annotated as histone H3.v1-like. The coding region runs from base 104 to 1642 and encodes 512 amino acids. The transcript is spliced from 2 exons. NCBI's taxonomy places the organism in Eukaryota, Metazoa, Arthropoda, Insecta, Coleoptera, Curculionidae. The record is from RefSeq and is a predicted model, not a curated record.
AGAAACGCUUUUCGUUUUGUUCUAUCAAAGUCAAUGUGCAACUGUCACUUGACAUUUAUACAAACAUUUUCAUUUGAUCACAACAAGAAAAUUAUUUAAUUUGAUGGAAGAAGCAGACGGCCUUAGCUCUUCAGACAGUGGACUUAGCGAGGAAACUUGUUGGGAAUUGUUCGGUGGACCCUGUCCAGAAGCGUUGAAAAAGGGCUACAAAGCAUCCGAAAUUACUGAAAAAGAGACAAUAGUUGCUACUGAGGAAGAUAGAGUAAGCAAAUCAGCAAGUUCUAAGUUAAAUAAGGCUUUUACUUCUGCGAAAGAAGAAGAAGAAGAAGAAGAAGAAGGAGAAGAAGAGGAAGAGGAGGAAAAAGUAGAAGAGGAAAAUCAAGUUGAAAAAGAAGAGAAUCAACUCAUACAAAUAAAAGAAGAAGUAAAUGAAGAUAAGAAAGUAGAAAAAGAAAAAAGAGAAAAAAAUAUAGAAGAGAAAGAAUCAAAUGAAAUCCAAGAGCUACAGGCAGAAGUCAAAGAAGAUACUUACAAAGAUGAUAAAAGUAUUAAUAGCAAAGUCAAAUCCAAAACGUCAAUAGUUAAAAAAGAAUCCUUCAUCCAAGAAUCUGGAUCGCAAAGAAAUCCUCUGCCUAAAUCUGUUUCCGCAAACAUGAGUGUAAAACCGAAAAAAUCGACAAGUUCAACAGCAAAAUCCGCCUCAUCAGCAACACAAAAUAAGGAGACGUCUACUAUUCCUGUUGAUGAAAAACCAUCUAUUACAAAGGAAACGUCCAGAGGAUCACAAACUGAACCACCUAAGGUCCCUAGAGAAAAAACACUAGAAAAACAACCCAAACCUGAAUUAAAAGUGAACUCAUCCACUAACACCGCAGAUUUACAAAGCUACUCGCAAAUGCUAAUGGUCGAAAGUUACGAAAAUAGGCGAAACACUAUCGAUAGAAUGUCCUCCCCAAUUAAUAUUUUACAACCAAACUCUACAGGAAGUUCAGCUAUAUCAAAGCAAUCUAAAUAUAAACCUUCACCCUCGUCAACUAGUAUCAGUAUUAGUAGUACUUCAAGCGAAUCCGAUGUGAAGCCUGCAAAAACUACCAAGUGCUACUGCUGUGCCUCCAGACAUCCUCGAAGAAAUCACCUCAAUCAAGCCCCGGCAGUGGAACAACAACGCACAUGUUGUGUCAUCGGAGGAUGUCCAAAUUCAAUAGAAAAACCGAUGGUUAGCUACCCCAGUACUACCGCCGGCAAAGUAAAAGUGAAAAUCUUUGAGGAGAGCGAAUCAGAAGAACGUCUGAGCUGCCUAAAAAUCCGAACAGUUCUGGACGAUUCCUGUAAAAAAUCCGAUAAAAAGUGCAAAUGCUGCAACCGAAUAACCCAAACUGUAGAUCCGCGGUAUUCUAGAAAAUGCGAAGAGUUUUCGGUUCCCUCUACCGUGGAAUGUUUCGUUCCAGUCGUUGCAGCAAAGAAAUGCUACGACCAUUCCUCUCCGCGGUUAGCCACAUCCCUCCGGAGAGCUUUGAGCAAAAGACAAGAAAGCAGCGGUUCUGAAGGGAGCAUUGCAUGCUGUUCCACCAAAGCGGUUUGUAACCGGAGGACCAGUUCGUCUCCUAAGCAAGUCCGAUGCCAUUUCGCUUUUGUUGAAUAAAGUACCGUCAGAUGUAAA